Aspergillus pseudoviridinutans is the source of this 1428-nucleotide messenger RNA. RefSeq lists its product as uncharacterized. Gene Ontology annotation, molecular function: serine-type carboxypeptidase activity. The record is from RefSeq and is a predicted model, not a curated record. The transcript is spliced from 4 exons. Bases 1 to 1428 code for a protein of 475 amino acids. NCBI's taxonomy places the organism in Eukaryota, Fungi, Ascomycota, Eurotiomycetes, Eurotiales, Aspergillaceae. Gene Ontology annotation, biological process: proteolysis.
AUGCUAGAGUUCGUGGUUAAUGGCACUGGCAUUCCUGAAGUUAACUUUGAUAUCGGCGAGUCCUAUGCGGGAUACUUGCCCAACACCCCCUCCGGGAACUCCAGUCUAUUCUUCUGGUAUUUUCGCACGACGAAUGCAGCUGCUGGCGAUGAAAUCACGAUAUGGCUCAAUGGGGGACCGGGAUGCAGUUCCCUGGCCGGAUUAAUUCAAGAAAAUGGCCCAUUUCUCUGGCAACCUGGGACAUAUGCGCCCAUCCAGAACCCCUAUUCCUGGACCAACUUGACGAAUAUUGUUUACGUGGACCAUCCAGCCGGAACUGGAAUGUCACCUGGGCCAUCUACCGUCAAAGAUGAGACUGACAUCGCUCGUCAGUUCAUGGACUUUUGGGUCCGGUUUGUCGACACUUUCGAGUUGUGGAACCGGAGAGUCUAUUUAGCUGGUGAGAGCUACGCUGGGCAGUAUAUACCAUAUAUCGCGUCGGCAAUGUUGGAUGAACAGAAUUCAACGUAUUUUAAUGUCUCUGGCAUUCUUAUGUUUGAUCCUUCGAUUAAUUCUCGUACUGUUUUAAGCCAUGCGCCUGCCGUCCUUGCCAUGAAGCAUUUCAGGCAUAUUUUAGCACUCAACGACACUUUCAUAUCCGAGAUUGAAGAAAGAGCACAACACUGUGGCUAUACCGCAUUUAUGGAGCAGGCACUUCGAUUUCCACCAGAUGGCAUUCUUCAGCCGGCCCCAACCCACGAGAGGCCGGGUUGCGAUAUAUGGAAUUCAAUAGUGAAAGCGGAGUAUUACGUGAACCCCUGUUUCAAUUACUACCAUAUUGUUGAAUUCUGCCCAUACCUGUGGAAUGUGAUGGGGUUCCCAGUAUCCGACGCAGGAAAGGGACCAGAUAACUACUUCAACCGAAGUGACGUACAAAAAGCAAUAAAUGCGUACCCGACGGACUACCAGACCUGCGGCAAAAUGACUAUCUUUCAGGGCGAGGACGCCAAAGACCAGUCUGUCCCGAGCGGACUUGGCCCCCUUCCCAGUGUGAUUGAACGGACGAACAACACGGUAAUCGCUCAUGGCCUGCUGGACUUCCUUCUCCUUGCAAACGGCACUCUUGCUACUAUUCAGAACAUGACUUGGAGUGACGUCCAAGGCUUUCAGAAUCGGCCUUCUGACCCCUUCUUUGUUCCUUACCAUCCCUGGUGGUACGAGGAGUGGGAGAGUACCAAUAAAAUGCCGCCAUUCACCAGAAUCGCGGGCUCGGGGAUACUGGGAACUUCACACACAGAACGUGGUCUGACUUUUGCGUCAGUUGAUCUCGCUGGUCACCAAGUUCCCCAAUACAGUCCAGGUGCAGCUUACAGGCUGAUGGAAUUCCUUCUCGGGCGUAUCUCAAACUUGUCGGAGAUAACGGACAGCUUUACGACGGGGACUGGGUGA